Messenger RNA from Cuscuta epithymum, 1640 nucleotides. NCBI's taxonomy places the organism in Eukaryota, Viridiplantae, Streptophyta, Magnoliopsida, Solanales, Convolvulaceae. The record is from the annotation of a GenBank genome assembly.
GUAAGGUAUACAAAGGGGAGAUCGACGGAGGAAGCACAAAGGUAGCGAUAAAGAGAUCGAAUCCAUCAUCUCAACAAGGAAUUCACGAGUUCCAAACAGAAAUUGAUUUGCUUUCCAAGCUUAGACACAGGCACUUGGUGUCUCUGAUCGGGGCAUGCGGGGAAUGCGAUGAGAUGAUAUUGGUGUAUGAUUACAUGGCGAAUGGGACCUUAAGAGAACACUUGUACAAACACAAUAAUCCUCCAUUGUCAUGGAAACAGAGACUGGAGAUAUGCAUUGGUGCUGCCAGAGGACUCCACUACCUUCACACCGGUGCAAGGUAUACCAUCAUCCACAGGGAUGUGAAGACUACAAACAUCCUCUUGGAUGAUAGGUGGGUGGCUAAGGUGUCAGAUUUCGGGCUUUCGAAAACCGGCCCUGCCCUGAACCAAACACACGUCAGCACAAUGGUAAAGGGAAGCUUUGGAUACCUGGAUCCCGAGUACUUCAGGAGACAGAAACUGACCGAUAAAUCUGAUGUGUACUCAUUCGGAGUGGUCUUGUUUGAAGUAUUAUGCGCAAGGGCAGCCCUUGACACCGGGCUACCCAAAGAGCAGGUUAGUCUAGCAGAAUGGGCCAUACAAUGCCAUCGGUGGGGCAAAAUCGAUAGCCUAGUUGAUCCACAUAUCAGAGGGGAGAUAACACCGGACUGUCUAAAGAACUUUGUGGGGACGGCAUUGAAUUGCCUGUCCGAUCAGGGAAUCCACCGGCCAACUAUGGGCGCUGUUUUGUGGAACCUCGAACUCUCGCUGCAGUUGCAGACUAACCCGGAUUGUCCAAAAGUGUUGGCAGAACAGAAAGCCAAAGAUGCUUACGUCAUGCAUGCAGGGUUGUUGAGCAUCGAAGAGGAGAACAGGGGAGUAAAUGAUGAGGACGAGUCACCAGAUGCAAUAUUCUCACAGAUUGUGAACCCACAAGGGAGAUAGCUACUGCUGGAGUGCGGGUAAUAUUAUUUUGCCGAUGCUAUCAAUGUGUUUUUCAAGUUGGAAUUGUUGCUUCUCGGUAAAAGAAUGGACUUUGUCUCGUGUAUAUUGGUUGGAAAUUCUUCUAUUCUUCUAUUAAAAAAAUAGAACUAGAGGAAGACUCAAGCUCACUCAACUACAAAACACGUCCAUUUGUGCAAUGAAACAGAUCUAUUUAUAGCCUAAAAGUAUAGAGCAGAGAAUGCACAAUUCACCAUCCAAAGAACCGUGCUCAAAUAUGCUUGCUCGACAUUCAUGACUUCUUUGUCAAAAAGGAGGCUGGAUUAUUUGCCACCGCGGUCCUCGGAUCCCUAUUCCAGGAAGUGCAGAGAAGAGUUAAAUUGUGAGAUGCGUAGCAGAGAUAAGUAGCUAGGCGUGAAGCAGGCCAGUAAGAGGCUUCCUAGUUAAGCUAGCUACUUGUUAUUCAUUACUUAUUAUUCUAUUAUUACGUACAUAUUAUACAUUACCCAAUUUUGUAUAGGUUAUGAUGGAUAAGUCAAAGAUUAAUUAGCUGAAGAAUGAUAAGAGUUACGUGUGACACGUACAGAGAAUCAACUUAUGUCAUUCUUGAAACAGAACCAGUAUAAACAAGCAAGAACUAGAAUCCUUUUAAAUAAUACGGAGUAAGUUUUAAACGAA